This is a messenger RNA of Argentina anserina (silverweed cinquefoil), 1545 nucleotides long. RefSeq names its product protein BREVIS RADIX. The record is from RefSeq and is a predicted model, not a curated record. The coding region runs from base 129 to 1160 and encodes 343 amino acids. The transcript has 6 exons. NCBI's taxonomy places the organism in Eukaryota, Viridiplantae, Streptophyta, Magnoliopsida, Rosales, Rosaceae.
CAGAGGAGGAGUGAAGAAUUGAAGGCUUGGGGGUUAAGAGUAGGAGAGGAGAGGUCCAAAGGCGACAAGAGCAAAAAAGCACAGUUGGGGUUUUGUGGCUUCGGGGUAUAACGGUAAAAGAGUGAGAAAUGUUUACAUGCAUAGCAUGUACGAAGCAAACGGAGGAGGACGGAGGAGAGCGUGGGAGUGGCACCCCAAGUACAAAAGAAGCCGUCAAAAGCCUGACUACGCAGAUCAAGGAUAUGGCAUUGAAAUUCUCUGGUGCUUACAAGCAAUGCAAACCAUGCACAGGAUCAAGCAGUAGCUUCAAGAAGGGGCCAAGGAAACCUUACCCUGAUUUUGACACUGCUUCUGAAGGGGUUCCAUACCCUUAUAUGGGAGCUGCAAGCUCAAGUUCUACACCUGCUUGGGACUUCACCUCUAAUCAUCAACUUGGUGCAAGAUCAGACUCGAGAUUCACGCGACCAUAUGGGGGCGGUGGUGAUCAGACUCGAGAUUCAACAUGUGAAGUUGUGUUAGAGGAUGAGGAUGAGCCCAAGGAGUGGAUGGCACAAGUCGAACCAGGAGUGCACAUCACCUUUGUUUCACUUCCUAAUGGGGGAAAUGAUCUUAAACGAAUUCGUUUCAGCCGAGAGAUGUUUAACAAAUGGCAAGCUCAGCGAUGGUGGGGCGAGAAUUAUGACCGCAUAAUGGAGCUCUACAAUGUCCAGAGAUUCAACCGGCAAGCUCUUCACACUCCACCCAGGUCUGAAGAUGAGCCACCAAGAGAAUCUUUUUAUUCAAAAAUGGAUUCUGCUAGAGAAAGCCCCAUGGUUCCAACAAAUUGGACACCAAGGCACCACUAUAAACCCUCUGGAGCUGGAAGCGGAGGAUACUUCCCAUCUGAUGGUCAUCAGUACAAUGCAGGUGGAUCUGUUGAUGCAUCGCGAACAACAACCUCAUCUAGGGAUGAAGCUUCAGUCUCUAUUAGCAAUGCUAGUGAUGUGGAGUCAGAAUGGGUCGAACAAGAUGAGCCUGGGGUGUAUAUAACUAUUCGACAGCUAGCUGAUGGCACUAGGGAGCUCCGGCGUGUUAGGUUCAGUCGCGAAAGGUUUGGGGAGAGGAACGCAAAGACAUGGUGGGAAGAAAACCGAGAGAGAAUACAAGCUCAAUAUCUUUAAACUUUAACUUUACACAACCAACAUAUCCGGUAGAGAGGAAAUGAAAGACUACCACUUCAAGUUGCACCUGGAUGUCUCAAAGAACAUGGAAAGUGGAACUUUGCAGUAGUCUUCCAAAUAUAUCAGUCUUGCCACCAGCGAGAGAUGGUCAGAAAUUAAAAUCACAUUGUAUGAUGAUAUUUAUGAUGGUCUAACACUUCAAAUUAUGUUUUUUUUUCUUACUACCAUUCUCUUUGAGGGUUCAUUUUCAUGGGACAUCCCAAAGUGUCCAGUUUUGCCUUCAUUGUUGUCUGUCAUUACUCCUAUAACUUUUAGGCCAGGAGGGGAACAAGUUACUGAAAUAUUAUGGGUGUCGUUUUCUCUUUCACGGCUUGUAGUGUUUGGG